ACACACACACACACACACACAUUCUCUCCAUGUGUAAACGAGGCCAUAUGGGAUGGCACAGUUGGGAGCUGUUUCUCAUUGAAAGAGGCCAUUAGUGUCUUUUUCAUGUCUUGUGUGUUUGAGCUUUGUGCUAGAACAUUAGGAUUAGAGGAGCAGUCCACAUGUUAGUGUUUUCUAGUCCAGCACACCCAUUUUAAUGAAAGGCUUGCAAUAAACAGGAGAAAGCACUCAAAUGUAGGGGAUUCAAAGCAAGAAGUAGGACUGGGAAACCACUGUGCUGUGUGUGUGUGUGUGUGAAAUCAUUUAAUCCUCUCAGCAGUUUGUUCUAGUCCAUAUUGUCCAUAUGUUGAACGGAUGACCCGUGAAUAUAUCGUCUGUAAAGGUUUUGUGUAACUCGGCUACCUUAGAAAAGAUGGUCUGAUCAUACGUGUUGGUUCAUUUGAGUUCCUUAGGUUUCACUGAGUGUCUUAGAAGUUAGGAUUUGCUCUUCCGUUGUUGGCGGCACGGUGGUUGAAACCUCACAGCUCCAGGGUUCGAUCCCGAGCUCGGGACUACGGUCUACGUGGAGUUUCACGUCUUCACCGCAUGCCCACGUGGGCUUCCUCUGGGUUCUCCGGUUUCCUCACGUCUCCACAUAGGUGAACUGGAUCUGCUCAGUUACUCCUAGGUAGUUGUGAAUGUGUGUGUGUGUGUGUGUGGUGUCCUGUGAUGACCUGGCUUCUCAUCAGAGGUGUAUUCCCCUGCCUCACGGCAGGUUUUCCCGGGGUAGGCUCUGGAUCCUAAGCAGGAUAAAGCGAUUGCUGAAGAAUGAAUGAACUACAGGCCGGAGGGCACGUUCGCUCUGUAGAUGCUAGCCAGACCCUGGAGGACCUUCGGGAGCAGAACCAGCUGAGCAGGAGCGGCUCACCUCCACACCGACACAAAAGGAGAUGGCCACAGCUUCGAUCGGACGGAGUUCUGCCCAAACCGGCACCCAAGGAAGAGGAGCCCUUCAUCUUAGACCUGAAGAACUUCCCCGACCUUGCUAAUGCGGAUCUGGGCUCGCAGAAUCCCAAUAUCCAGGUGACCAUCGAGGUUGUGGACGACCCUCAGAUGGAGGUCGAGAUGGACCUGGCUAAAGAGGGCAGGAACGACUGGCCUCUGAACUCCGAGGAAUGGCUUGGCCACAAGAAACUCUUCUGGCCUCUCUUCUGGGAAUACCACGACUCCAGCGACGAGAGUGCUGGCCAGGCCAGUCUGGAGGAGAACGGUGACGACCUGAGCUACGGAGGAGAAGAUUCCCUGCUGAGCGGCGUUGGAGUGGACUGGGAGAACCGGUGGAAGGGCUGGGACUCGAUGGAGAGUUAUGAUUAUGAAGAAGAGGAGUGGAGCGACUGGUCCCCGUGCAGCGCCACCUGCGGCCACGGCACCCAGAAGAGGGUCCGAUCGUGCGGCUACGCCUGCACUGCCACCGAGUCUCGCACCUGCGACCUGCAGCGGUGUCCAGAUGACCUGAAUGCCGUGACGGAGCUCAUUCCUCACGAGAUGAUGAAUGGCACUGAUGCCUUCGAUACAGACGUGGACAGCUGUGAGAAGUGGCUCAACUGCAAGAACGACUUCCUGCAGAAGUAUCUCCACCAAGUCCUGACCGAAUUACCCAGCUGCCCCUGCGUCUACCCGUCCGAAGUCGUCUACAGCGCCGUGAACAUCUUCGACGACAAGCUGCGCAAGAACUACCGUUGGCGCGACGCCAGCGGACCCAAAGAGCGCCUCGAUAUCUACAAGCCGUCUGCGCGGUUCUGCGUGCGCUCCAUGUUGUCGUUCGACAGCACCACGCUCGCCGCCCAGCACUGCUGCUACGACGAGCACAUGAAGCUGAUCACGAGGGGUAAAGGUGCCGGUGCGCCCAACCUCAUCAGCACCGAGUUCUCUCCGGAGCUCCACUACAAGGUGGACGUGCUUCCAUGGAUCCUGUGCAAAGGAGACUGGAGCCGCUUCCACUCCGUACGUCCACCCAACAACGGAUUGCGGUGCACGGAGAACCCUCAGGAGGACGUCUAUAUGAACGAGCUGGAGGAGGCUCGAGAGUACUGAGAGGCAAAGCUGUCUCAUAUCAGAAUUAUUUUAUAUGUAGAUGUACAGUAUUUCGCUACAGGUUACGACUGGAGUUAAGAAACAUUUAAAAAAAAAAAAAAAAACCUGCAUUGUACACUGUUUAACUGAUACAACAGCCCGAACAAAGUACAGUAAUACAACGAUCUCUAUCUUCCGCACUUUUCCCCCAGAGAGCCAGUUGAAGCAAUCAGGGACUCUUUCAAACACCAUCCUCUGGAACAGGUUCACUGUAUUUCUCGUGUUCGUAUCCCCGACCCUUCUUUUUUUCCCUUUUUGUCAUGAAAGGAAUUCCAGUCAGGCUGCUAAACUUGAGUCCAAGCAGAAUCCCCGGUUGUUAUCUUAGACAUAGAAGCUUAGAGUUGGAGCUCGUCCAACGCAGGCAAGAUCCAUCCAAAUAAAUCAAACACGAGCCCGAGUGCCGCAUGCGCGUGGCUUCGAAAUAUUUCACGACUCUUCCCGAACCUGCGUGUUACCCCAGAUGUACUCGGAUCCAGUGUCAUUUAUAGCUUUCACAGACGUUCAGGAUUGAUGGUGCAGGAUCGUAGGUCUUGUUUUGCUUCAUAAAAGGGCUAAAGAUUCCAUCGUCAGGAUGAAAUUCUCCUUUUAGCAAGAACUAGGCGUGUGGAAAUAUUACACUCUCGUAUCAUGAUAAUGGGCUAAGCUUUUAUCAAGGUUCAUGAUGUUAUCAGACAUCUGUGUUCCCCAAGGUCCUGUAGCUUCCCAAGGUAAAGGAUGCAUGCUGUAGCAUUAAGGCUCUCACCUCAGUGACAAGAAUUUGAGACCCUUUUUUUUUUUUUUGAUGGGAUUCUUCUACACAAACCUGCAGGACAUUUCUUCAAAUUUGUCUGCGAUUAAGGAUCCUUAGAUCUUCUUAAAUGGUACAAAGGUACAAACAAAUUGUUUGAGAUGCUCCCCAGUGACCGUAAUCCUUCACAAUGGUACUAACAUCUGGAUAUAAUCCUAUCAAACAAUUGAGCAAAUAUUCAAAUAUGACCACACCAAAUAUUUCUAUUUAGAAAGUUUGAGCACUUCAAAAAAAUAUUAGUUUAUUCCAGGGCUCUCCAGGGAAUCCCCCCGACCAAAAAAAAAAAAAAAAAAUUGGUUACUGUAUUGGUGUAUAGGAUAUUAUGGGAUGUAUAGGACAACAAAGAAUGCAUAUACGUAAUAUAUACUUCCUCCAAAAUGAUCCAGAUGAUCUUGGCACACACUCUUCUUCAAAAGGCUUCUUCAGAGGUCUUUGGACAGUUCUAGUCUUUUAAAAGGGUGCUGUUUGAAACCGUUUCUGAAAAUGAAACCGUGUCUGUCGUAAAGUUUCGACCUACAACCCUUAAGGGUUAAACCUAAGGACUCUUGGAGUACGGGCAGAAUUAUACACUUCUAGAAAGAAUGUUAAAUCUUUUAAGUAUUCUUCGUUUUGGUCCAUCUGACGGAACAUCUGUCAGAGAUUUUUUUUUCCGAGAAGAACCCCUUUCUGCAUGAGUAGGCAUCAUGUGUUACUCAAUUAUUAUUUUUUUGUUUUUUCUUCCCCCACUGGGAGAACCUUUUAAAGCCUCUACGACAGAGGGUUCUUCUAUCACAGAGGGUUUGAAGUAGAACCCCUUUCCGCAUGACUAGGCAGCAGGUGUUACAUCUAAGGAUCCGUAAUUCUUCAGCUUGUACCCCUGAGCACAUUUUUAUCAGUCCCUCUUGGAGAACCGGUAACGUUUCUGUGAGGAACCCUGCAACAGAGGGUUUCAACAAGGGGUUCUGAGAGGGAACUCCUUUCUAAAUGAGUAGGCAGCAUGUUACACAUCUAAGGAUCCUUAAUUCUUUAGGUUGUCCCUCUGAGAGAAUUUUCAUAGACUAUGACCGACCCUACUACAGACGGUUCUCCUAUCAAAAAGGGUUCUAGGUAGAAUCCCUUUCCGCCCGAGCAGGCAGCACAUGUUACAUCUUGAUCAUGCUGUUUAUCUUCACCACAAAUUCUCACCAAAAAUGUCACCUACCUCAAAAGCCUCCUGGUCACAGUGUCUUACCACCCAAGUAUUCACCACCCGUGAGAUUUUUUUUCCACAUUUUGUAGUGUUAGAACCUGGAACUGAAAUAGACUUUAGUGGGAUUACAUGCCAUGAUUUUACACAAAAUAGUGUAUAAUAGAACACCAUCUUUUCAGUGAAGCAUGGUGGUGGAAGCAUCAUGUUAAGCACUACCUUUGGCCUUAAUUUUUUUUUUUUUUUUUUUUUUUU
Ictalurus punctatus (channel catfish) is the source of this 4319-nucleotide messenger RNA. RefSeq names its product isthmin 2a (gene ism2a). NCBI's taxonomy places the organism in Eukaryota, Metazoa, Chordata, Actinopteri, Siluriformes, Ictaluridae. The transcript is spliced from 6 exons. Bases 808 to 2073 code for a protein of 421 amino acids. The record is from RefSeq and is a predicted model, not a curated record.